AAUAUAUAUAUGUAUAUUAUCUCACUGGAACAUGAGCUAACAAAGCAAUUAGCUAAAAGGAUAACAAAAACUAUUCUCAAUGGCAGAAGGCAGAGCCACAAAGUAUGCAGUAGUUACAGGGGCAAACAAAGGGAUUGGAUUUGAAAUAUGUAGGCAGCUAGCUUCUCAUGGAGUGUUGGUGAUUUUGGGUGCUAGAGAUGAGAAGAGAGGGAUUGAAGCUUUGGAGAAACUUAAAGGCUUUGGUUUGGCUGAAAAUGUGGUGUUUCAUCAGCUUGAUGUUGUGGAUAAUUCUAGUAUUGAUUCUUUGGCUGAAUUUAUUAAGAUAAAAUUUGGCAGGCUUGAUAUCUUGGUGAAUAAUGCAGGAAUAGCUGGAGUCAAUGCUGAUGUUGAUGCCUUAAGAGCUAAACAAGAGUCCAGUGGGACAGGAGGAUCUCAAGUCAAUUGGAAUGACAUAUUGACUCAGUCAUUUGAGUUGGCAAAGGAGUGUCUUGAGACAAACUAUUAUGGUGUGAAGAGAAUGACUGAAGCAUUUAUUCCACUCCUCCAAUUAUCUAAGUCGCCGAGGAUUGUGAAUGUUUCAUCCUCCAUGGGAAAGCUAAAGAACUUGAAACAUGAAUGGGCUACAGGAAUAUUAAAUGACAGCGAAAACCUGACAGAAGAGAAAAUAGAAGGGGUGAUAAAUCAAUAUCUGAAGGAUUUCAAAGAAGAUACACUUCAAACCAAGGGCUGGCCUUCUUUAAUGUCAGCUUACAUAGUCUCUAAAGCAGCAAUGAACGCGUACUCGAGGGUCAUGACAAAGAAGCAUCCGUCUAUACAGAUCAAUUGUGUCUGCCCUGGUUUUGUGAAAACAGAUAUCAAUUUCAAUAGUGGGAUAUUGUCUGUUGAAGAAGGCGCGGAGAGUCCUGUAAGGCUUGCUCUACAGCCUGAUGACGGUCCUUCUGGUUUGUUCUUUGAUCGAAAAGAAGUCUCAUCAUUCGAAUGAGAGUAUGUUGUUAAUUGUGAACGCGCAGCUGAUGAUAUAAGCCUAUAAGGCCUAGAAUAACAUGUACUAAUGAAUAAUCUUCAAUUAAAUGCAAAUGGUGUGUUGUAUCAACUUCUCCUUAAUUCUAAAAAAGUUCGAGGUUGGCUAUA
This is a messenger RNA of Solanum tuberosum (potato), 1131 nucleotides long. RefSeq names its product short-chain dehydrogenase/reductase 2b-like. The record is from RefSeq and is a predicted model, not a curated record. The coding region runs from base 80 to 982 and encodes 300 amino acids. Gene Ontology annotation, cellular component: membrane. Gene Ontology annotation, molecular function: oxidoreductase activity, acting on the CH-OH group of donors, NAD or NADP as acceptor. NCBI's taxonomy places the organism in Eukaryota, Viridiplantae, Streptophyta, Magnoliopsida, Solanales, Solanaceae. The transcript is spliced from 5 exons.